AUGGACGGGGGGACAGCCCCCCGCAUGAACUGGUUUAAGGGCUUACCUCCAGAGGUAGACUUGAACCAGAGCAAUAAUAACACCAAUAAACGAAAAUUUAAGCGCACAAAAAAUGAUGACGAGGAAUACCCGGGAUUGCCCGUAAUCCAUAAUGAUAGCAAUAUUCCCCGCUACAUAGUGGUAGCAGGAAUGGAAAAAUCAGGAGAUAAUCUUCGCCCUCUUUCAUCAUACAAUCCAAUUCAAAUAAAUCGAGGCUUGGAGCAUAUAUCGAAAGACAUAUUGGAAGUCAAAGCAAUGAGGUCAGGUGAUUUACUCCUUAAGGUUUUGAAUGUCAAAACAGCAGACAAAUUCCUCAUGGCAAAACGAAUUGACUCAAUCCCAGUUAAGGUAUCUAAUCACUUAAGCCUCAAUUCAAUUCAGGGGAGAAUUUUCUCAAAACAUAUAGUUGACAUAUCUGAAGAUGAGUUAACAACAGAACUAAACAGAUUCAAAGUUAUCUCUGUCAACAAAAUUACGAGAAAGGAGAAUGGUGUUGAAGUGCCAACAGGUGCCGCAAUACUAACUUUCGACUUGAUUCGCAGACCAAACGAAGUAAAGAUAGGAUGGGUAAAUUGUAAAGUCCAAGAAUACAUACAAAAUCCUAUGCGCUGUGCGACAUGUCAAAAACUUGGUCACACAAAGAAUCGAUGUACCAAUGCUUCUCUUUGUAAAGAAUGCUGUCUCCCUCCACCUCAUGAUGAAUGCACACGUAUUUAUUGUAUUAAUUGUAAGGAAGAGAGCCACACUCCAUACGACCCUGCCUGCCCUGCCUUCCUUCGCUACAAAUCGAUAAACAAAAUCAAAGCCGAUCGUCGUUGUUCUCUUCGCGAUGCUUGGGCAAUAUACAAUGAUAAUCCCACUCUUCACCAGCUUCCAGCUCCGAAAAAGCGCAAAGAGGGUAAGCCAACAAUAGCAGAGACAAUUAAAGCUCGUUUGGAAAUUUCAAGAUUGCGAGACCAACAAAACCGCUCAGAGAAAAAUUGUUUAAUAGUAGCCUCCACCACAACCACACCAACAGCAUCCACCACCACAUCACCAGCAGCUCUCACCUGCACAUCAUCAACCAACACCCACUCUAUACCAGCAGCCACCGGAGACAUACCAAAGUCAAUUCAAAAUAGUCUCUCACUACCCACAACAACAAUUAUUCAAGAAAAUAGUAAUCACUCGACUAAGAAAUCACUCAUUGCCAACCAACAACACAACCAUGAAAUUUUCUCAGCUAACCAACUAACUCAACCAUCUUCCAACAACGCAUCAAACUCCGAAUUUAACAAAAACAACAUAAAUAAUGAAAAAAUUACCGAAGAUCUCUCUGAUGAAUCUUUAACAGAUGAUAUUGAGAUGGAUAUUAGUACUGAGAACUCAUCUCAGUCUUCUACCUCCUAUCUCAAAAAUUCUUCAAAUCUCACAAACAAAUCAAAUAACACACAACUUAAUGAAUAUACUACUAACACAAUACUACUAAACAAAAAAACCCAACCACAAUAA
Molecule: messenger RNA, 1530 nt
Organism: Eupeodes corollae
Lineage: Eukaryota; Metazoa; Arthropoda; Insecta; Diptera; Syrphidae
Exons: 1
Coding region: 1-1530 (509 amino acids)
Source: RefSeq, a predicted model, not a curated record